AUGGAGGCAGUCCCAGGAGUCCCCGCUCAACUUCCACCGUUGGCAGCAUAUCCAGACCCUAAUGUCAGGGCCAGUGUUCCGCCCGCUGAAUGGGACGCCUGUCUCGACUCGUGGCUCGUCAGUAUCGAAGUACGCCUCCGUCUGCAAGAGAGGCACUUUUCGGAAUUCAAACUCUCGCAGCAUGCGAGCGGAACGGCUUUCCUGAAAUCGCUGCUCAGCGCUAGCCGGGACGGAGGUCCAGCUUCGUCGAUGCCUCAGAAGGAACGCUUGCUGUUGAAGCGGGCCUACAUGCUCUUGAGAAGGCUGUUGCUCGUGACGAAAGUGCCGUUCGACUACGGUGACGCAGAGUUACUUGAUCUCUUGUGCCUGGCGAGCCUUCGGUAUGCUUCGGUCGGAGAUUGGAGGACCACAGCCAGGACACUCUGGAAGAGGAAUACGACCCAGGUGGCCAACGCGGUAGAAGGUUGGAAGAAAACUUCCUUGGGACGACUGUCCUCACAGCCAGAUGCUGAAUGGUUCUUGGAGCCAUGCCGCCGGUUCAAUGCUUUGCUGAAGAUUUCGCCUGAUUCGGGGCUCAUUCUUAUGACAGGCUCGGAUUACCUCGAAUCACUUAUGGAAGCAUACAGUAAUUUGCAGUCGAAUCCCAACAGCGCGGGCGCUCAAAGGGCACUAACGGAACACAUAUUUUACUGCUUACGGAGUCUCAUGUCUGACAACUUGCCGCGUGGCUCCCUCCUCCUGGAUCAUCUCUACUACAUGAAAUCCGAAGCCGACAGAACAGCCAAGUCGAAGCCCGGCCAGCCAACGUUGUGCUCAAGCUUGGUCUGCACGACGUCUUUCUUGAGGCACCUUGCCGCCGACGACUCGAUAAACACUGGAAAACGAGGUCAAGCCUUGAUCGAUUCACUUACAACCUAUCGCCAGAACACAGCACAUUUACACCCACUCGUCGGUCCGUCGAAACGGAAAGUCGUGAAGGGUAAGGGAAAGGCUGACGUGCAUGACGAGAUACAUGUGCACAGAGCUUCUCAGAUAUCACAAGUACACGAUCUUUUCCCAGACCUGUCUAGCCAUUACGUUCACAGACUACUCGAUCAUUUUGACGACGACACCGAAGCUGUGAUUGCGGCUUUACUUGAGCCUGAAUCACUGCCACCCAAUCUCCACGAACCAGACUCAUCAGACACGCCUAUGCAGGACUUUGGUGGGCCUCACCACGAUCUCGCACCGCAUCCUACACCUCCAUUACUUCCUCAAAGGAAGACCGUAUAUGACGGUGAUGACUUUGACAACUUGAGGAUAUCAUCGGAUCGGUUGCACAAAGGCCGCAAAGACAUCAAAAUAGAUCAAGAGACGACAAGCGACGAGCAUGCUCGACGAAAAGCAGCAAUUAUAGCCGCUUUAGCCGCAUUCGACUCUGACGAUGACGAGAGAGAUGACACCUACGAUGUGGCAGAUGUCGGCGGCACUGUAGAUUCCACCAUCGACACCGACAGCCGACCCCGGCCAGAAAGCAGUCCGUUGCAAAAUCCGCACGAAGAACUACUCUAUCGAGCGUGGAAGGACAAUGAGGAGCUGUUUGGGCGAGAUAGCAAGACCCGUAUCAAUAAGGUGCGGCAAGACCUCAAACGCGAAACGGGCAUGAGCGACGAGCAGAUUGAGGGAUGGGCGAUCAUGUUGAAGAAGGACCCGAAACGGCAAGACCAGCUGCACAGGAAGUACUCGGCACCGCAAGCAUUUAGAGGGAACCAGGCUGCGCUGGGUGCUACAAGAUGGCAAGGGGGCACUCCCGAAGAGAGUGAGGAGGGCGAAAGCAGCGCUGCAAGUCGUACUGGAUCAGGACCCAGACGGGGAGGCCGCUUAUCUGCCCGUGGUCGAGGAGGUAGUACUGCCGGCCCUAGUGGUGAUGCGGCAACUCAGGCUGCAAGAAGGCGAAAGGAGCAAGGCAGAGGACGAGGCGGAACAAACCAUGGCCGGCGUGAAGGCCGAGCCCGCAAAAUGGGCAGAGGCAUGGCAGGGUGA
Capronia epimyces CBS 606.96 is the source of this 2022-nucleotide messenger RNA. RefSeq lists its product as uncharacterized. The record is from RefSeq and is a predicted model, not a curated record. Gene Ontology annotation, molecular function: ubiquitin binding. The coding region runs from base 1 to 2022 and encodes 673 amino acids. The transcript has a single exon. Lineage: Eukaryota; Fungi; Ascomycota; Eurotiomycetes; Chaetothyriales; Herpotrichiellaceae.